CGGCGCCGGGCAUGGGCUGGGGACGCGGCGGCCCCACGGCUGGGGCGGCGGGCGGCGGGGGCGGAGGCGGCCGCUAGCUCCGGGUCGGGUGCCGCCUCCCUCGGCGCGCUCGCUCGGCGGACCGACAGGCGACGGACCGGCCCAGGCCAGUUAAAGGCCCUGCCUCCUCUGCGAAGCAACAGUUUGUGGCAAGACAAGCUCAGUACCAAGACGCUGUCAUUACAGUUUCACUGGUGCCUUCUCUCUCCUCCCAGGGGGUUGGUGCAGCGCUGGGACCUGGCACCACGAGCUACCCAGGAUGGUGGACACAGAAAGCCCGAUCUGCCCCCUCUUCCCACUGGAGACCGAUGACCUGGGAAGCCCGUUAUCUGAAGAAUUCCUGCAGGAAAUGGGAAACAUCCAAGAAAUCUCUCCGUCCAUGGGCGAGGACAGUUCUGGCAGCUUCAGUUUCACAGACUACCAGCACUUAGGGAGCGGCCCUGGGUCAGAUGGGUCCGUCAUCACAGACACCCUGUCACCAGCUUCGAGCCCCUCAUCGGUCACUUAUCCUGGGGUCCCCGGGAGCGCAGACGACUCCGCCAGCACAGCACUGAACAUCGAAUGCAGGAUCUGUGGGGACAAGGCCUCAGGCUACCAUUACGGGGUUCACGCGUGUGAAGGCUGCAAGGGCUUCUUCCGGCGCACGAUCCGGCUGAAGCUGGUCUACGACAAGUGCGAGCGGAGCUGCAAGAUCCAGAAGAAGAACCGGAACAAGUGCCAGUACUGCCGUUUUCACAAGUGCCUUUCCGUUGGGAUGUCCCAUAACGCUAUUCGUUUUGGUCGCAUGCCAAGGUCUGAAAAAGCAAAAUUAAAAGCAGAAAUCCUUACGUGUGAGCAUGACAUAGAAGAUUCUGAAACGGCAGACCUCAAGUCCCUCGCCAAGAGGAUCUAUGAGGCCUACCUGAAGAACUUCAACAUGAACAAGGUCAAGGCCCGGGUCAUCCUCGCGGGGAAGGCCAGCAACAACCCGCCUUUCGUCAUCCACGACAUGGAGACGUUGUGUAUGGCCGAGAAGACGCUGGUGGCCAAGCUGGUGGCCAACGGCAUCCAGAACAAGGAGGCGGAAGUCCGCAUCUACCACUGCUGCCAGUGCACGUCCGUGGAGACCGUCACGGAGCUCACGGAGUUCGCCAAGUCCAUCCCCGGCUUCGCCAGCUUGGACCUGAAUGACCAGGUCACGCUGCUGAAGUACGGCGUCUACGAGGCCAUCUUCACCAUGCUGUCCUCCGUCAUGAACAAGGACGGGAUGCUGGUCGCUUACGGCAACGGCUUCAUCACGCGCGAGUUCCUGAAGAGCCUCCGGAAGCCCUUCUGCGACAUCAUGGAGCCCAAGUUCGACUUCGCCAUGAAGUUCAAUGCGCUGGAGCUGGACGACAGCGACAUUUCCCUCUUCGUGGCUGCGAUCAUCUGCUGUGGAGACCGCCCUGGCCUGCUAAACGUCGGACAGAUUGAGAAAAUGCAGGAGGGGAUCGUGCAUGUGCUCAAACUCCACCUGCAGAGCAACCACCCGGACGACGCCUUCCUUUUCCCCAAGCUCCUGCAGAAGAUGGCAGACCUGCGGCAGCUGGUCACCGAGCACGCGCAGCUGGUGCAGGUCAUCAAGAGGACCGAGUCGGACGCCGCGCUGCACCCGCUGCUGCAGGAGAUCUACCGGGACAUGUACUGAGCUCCCUUGAGCAAGCGAGGGGCAGGGAGCACCCCGGGACUCCUGGAGGUGGCGGCACUGCCGAGGAGGAACGGGAUCAAGGCCACUUUGCACAGAUGUCCCCGCCGGACCCUGAGAACCUGACGUGUGCACUCUAGGUAACCACGACCCCAUUCCACACUGGCUGCCUUUUUACCGAGCGCGUGCAGAAUCGGGGCGUGGAGAACUUGGAGGGCGAUGCUCGGCUGUCUGAGUCGAAGCGGUGCAGUCUGGUGCUGAUCGAUGCAGUUUUGUUAAAAUCAGGGCAGUGACUCACCACUGGUACCUGGCGACCUCGGAGCCGAGAUCCAUCUCCCCAGGUACCAGUGUUGACUCCUGGGCUCCUUUGUAACGUUGGAAACUAAUCAGCACUUUUUAACUUUUGUAAUACCGUAUAUCUAGAUGUAACCAAAGGUUAGGCAUUUUAAGAGCGGCUAAGUAUUUAUUCAGAAGACUUCGAUUCUGCUCCCUGAAAUCGAAGAGCAACAGCAUGCAGUUUUUUAAUCACAGACGUUGGGAUUCAAAAGGAUCAUCUGAUAAGCUCUGGAAGCGGGGCCGCCCGCAUUGCGUGGGCUGCCCGGGUGCACGGCUGUAGCUAGGCCGUGGGGAGGCCUGCGCCGGCUCCUGUAGAAGGUCCCGGGAAACCGCGUCUCCGCCGCCCUCCGCUCUGGCUCAUGGCCCCAGUAAAGCUGGUGUUGGUGAGCAGGACGGGGAUGGACUCGGAAGUGCCUCCGCGUCCCAGCCCUCCCACCUGCUCCCUCUCAGAGCUGGGCCGUUGGCAUUUGGC
Artibeus jamaicensis (Jamaican fruit-eating bat) is the source of this 2510-nucleotide messenger RNA. RefSeq names its product peroxisome proliferator activated receptor alpha (gene PPARA). The record is from RefSeq and is a predicted model, not a curated record. Gene Ontology annotation, biological process: cell differentiation; negative regulation of transcription by RNA polymerase II; hormone-mediated signaling pathway. Gene Ontology annotation, molecular function: zinc ion binding; RNA polymerase II cis-regulatory region sequence-specific DNA binding; nuclear receptor activity. The transcript has 8 exons. Gene Ontology annotation, cellular component: nucleus. Bases 299 to 1705 code for a protein of 468 amino acids. Lineage: Eukaryota; Metazoa; Chordata; Mammalia; Chiroptera; Phyllostomidae.